Molecule: messenger RNA, 1582 nt
Organism: Centruroides sculpturatus (bark scorpion)
Lineage: Eukaryota; Metazoa; Arthropoda; Arachnida; Scorpiones; Buthidae
Product: serine-arginine protein 55-like
Exons: 8
Coding region: 135-1049 (304 amino acids)
Biological process (GO): alternative mRNA splicing, via spliceosome; mRNA splice site recognition
Cellular component (GO): nucleus; ribonucleoprotein complex; cytoplasm
Molecular function (GO): mRNA binding
Source: RefSeq, a predicted model, not a curated record
UUGUGUACAAAAUGGGCUGAAAUAGACUUGGCCGAAUAAUUACAUAAUGGAAAGUGGAAAUGCAGAGGCAUUAAUAAGGAAUAAUGUUAUAAUCGGUCAGGAAAAAUUGGGGAAUCACAGAUGGAAUUACCCGUAUGGAUCCUGUAAUAAUUUCAUUCACCAUGGGAACUAGAGUUUAUAUAGGACGUCUCAGUUAUGAUAUCCGAGAAAGAGAUUUAGAGAAGUUUUUCAAAGGUUAUGGACGAAUAAGAGAAAUACUUAUCAAAAAUGGAUUUGGUUUUGUGGAAUUUGAUGAUUAUAGAGAUGCUGAUGAUGCAGUUUAUGAACUUAAUGGAAAAGACUUGUUAGGAGAACGAGUCACUGUGGAACAUGCACGUGGUCCACCUCGUGGAAAUGAUCUUUGGGGUAACAGAAAUAGAGGAAGACGAGGUCCUCCACAAAGAAGGCGCACUGGAAGGGAUAGUCGAUAUGGACCACCUACAAGAACAGAUUAUCGUCUAAUAGUAGAAAACCUUAGUAGCAGAGUGAGCUGGCAAGAUCUGAAAGAUUUCAUGAGACAAGCUGGUGAAGUGACCUAUGCAGAUGCUCAUAAAGAGUAUCGAAAUAAAGGUGUUGUUGAAUUUGCAUCACUCUCUGAUUUGAAAACAGCCUUAGAAAAGCUUGAUAAUACAGAAUUGAAUGGAAGAAGGAUUAGACUUAAAGAAGACCGAUAUGGUGGUGGUGGAAGCAGUAGUAGUAGCAGAAGGAGAUCAAGAUCCAGGUCAAGAUCAAGAUCUGCAUCUGCUUCUAGAAGCCGAAGCAAAUCAUCAUCUCGCAGUCGAAGCCAAAGCAAGUCUAGAUCGCGCUCUGUUUCCAGAUCACAGUCUAGAUCCAGAUCUCAUUCGAAAUCAAAAUCUGCAUCAAGAUCUAGAUCCCGAUCUCAUUCACAAUCUCGUUCACGUAGUCAAAGCAAAUCGCCGAGACGUUCGAGAUCCAAAAGUCCGUCGCCCGAUCGUGCAAGAUCAAAAACACCCGAACAACCAGCAGAAGAGAGUCCAGAAAGAGAGUAAUUCUUUGAUGUAACUGUGCUAGUUUCAGAUAAAAAUUUAGUAGUUUAAUUCUUAUUUAGAAAAGAAAGUCUGCCAAUGUCUCCUAUUGAUAUGUAUUCGACCAAAUAAACCUGUUCAUUUUAUUUUAUGGAAUAUUUCGUUGCUACUCGCAUAGAUGAAACGUUGAACUGAAAACAGAAGUAUAAUUUUACUUCAUUCAGAAUUACAAUAAUUAUAGACAUACCUCAGUCAGUGUGCAUUUUUUUUAUGAUUUUCACAAAACUUGAAAAACUGGAGGCACUUCAUUUUGUAAAUAGAUUUCAAGUAUAUAAAUGUGUUUACAUAUUAUGUAUAUAUGUGUAUAUAUAUUUGUGAGUGAGUUUUUUAUAAACAGGCAUAAAUAUACAUAUACAUAUAUAUAAUGUAUAUUACACAGCAUAUAUAUUUAUAUAUAUAUGCGCUAUAUAUGUAUACUUAUAUAUAUAUAGCAUGUGAAGUGUGUUUAAUAUUUCCAAAUGUAAUAAUUUUGACAUUAAAUAAACUGGUGGAAGGAA